UUAAGAUUCAGAAUAAACACUAAUUAUUUAAUCAUCAUAAAAAAUUACUUAAAAAGAAUAAAAUCAAGAACAACCAGGGUCAGUUUACGUAAGUAUCGAUACCUGGAGUGCUUUUUAUGAGAAAUGGCAAGAGUUAUUAAAGGCCCAAGAGGAAAACAUACCAAUGUGGAUUAUGGAAAUUUGGGGAAAUAUAUGCAUGAUGCUGCCCAGAAGCACGCAAAUAAUAUAUUCCAGAUCGACGCAGAUUUGGACCUAAAAGAAACAUACGCUCAAGCCCAUUUAAGAGCUCGAAGAUUGGCUUUGAGUCUAAGAGAACAUGGGCUACAAAAAGACGACAUUAUAACGAUUUGUUCGAGGAAUAACCUAAAUAACGUAAUCCCUCUAAUAGCAGGGUUAUUCUUAGGGGCUAAAAUAGCUUCAAUAGACCCGACGUUAUCCCUCAUCGACUGCAAGCACUGCAUCAAUCUUGUGAAACCAAAAUUCAUCUUCGUUGAAAAUACGUAUGUGGAAUUGAUCGAAAAUUCCAUUGAUUGGGUGGGAUGCGCCCCCAAAAUAGUAGUGAUUGGUAAAUUUGCCAGGCAUUUAAACUUUGAAGAUUUAACGAAAGAAUAUAAAGAUGAAGCCACUGUUGAGCCUGUAGUUUUCAGUUCCAAGGAAACAGCUUUUAUUUUUUUCAGUAGUGGCACUACUGGAUUGCCUAAAGGCAUUUGCUGUAGUCAUGAUGCUCUUUUAAAAACCGCAAUGAAUAUUUUAGACUCAGACUUUUUGAGAUCAGAUGUAAACUUCCACUUAACCACCCUGUAUUGGAUAUCAGCAAUAAUAUGCUUAAUGCGGACUUACAUAAAAGGUGGUCAAAGAGUUUUUUCAUCAAACCCAACGCCCGUAGGAGUAUUGAAAUUGUUCGAUAAAUAUAAAGUUACUUCUACUUUAUUUCCCCCCUUAUUCUCAUAUGGCCUACUUGAAGUACCAAAUUUGGAAAAAUACAAUUUAGAAAGUCUGUAUUCAGUGACGUUUGGAGGGACUCCGAUGACCACGGAGCAGAUAACCAGGAUGCGAGAUACUUUUAAACACGUCAAAUUUCAAGUUGCCUAUGGUAUGACGGAGACGUCAGGAUGUAUCACGCACUUCGAUUUUACCAGGGAUAAGGAUAUUUAUUUGAAGAAGGAAAUGAGUUCUGGAAAAGCAGCCGUGGAUGUGGAGAUAAAGAUAGUCGACAUAGAAACAAGAAAGCUCCUCCCGCCCAACCAAAACGGGGAAAUCUUGGUCAAACCAGCAUCAAUCCCAAACGGUUACCACAAGAACUCGGAAAUGUCACACAAUUUCGACAAAGAAGGCUACCUGAAGACGGGAGAUGUCGGCUACUACGAUGAAGACGAGUGCGUGUACAUCGUGGACCGUAUUAAGGAAAUGUUCAAGUAUCAAUCGUGGCACAUCGUACCCAACUCCAUCGAGCAGGUUUUGAUGGAACACCCGGCGAUCGAGGAGGCCGUGGUUUUUGGGAUUCCCCACGGCGCCGACGGGGAUGUACCGACCGCUUGCAUCAUCUUAAAAAAUAACCAGGUGGUUAGUGUCGAGGAGUUGCAUAAGUUCGUUAACGAGCGGGUUGCCGAUCGGCAGAGGUUGAGGGGCGGAAUCAAGUUUGUCGAUUCUAUUUCCAAGACGCCGAGCGGCAAGUUUCAGAGGAGGCGGAUUAGGGAAAUGUACAAAAAAUUGUAACUUAAACUUGGAAACUCCAAAUAAAUUAGUUAAGUGUCAAUAUU
Molecule: messenger RNA, 1760 nt
Organism: Brassicogethes aeneus
Lineage: Eukaryota; Metazoa; Arthropoda; Insecta; Coleoptera; Nitidulidae
Source: the annotation of a GenBank genome assembly